Messenger RNA from Erinaceus europaeus (western European hedgehog), 636 nucleotides. RefSeq names its product signal sequence receptor subunit 4 (gene SSR4). The coding region runs from base 68 to 589 and encodes 173 amino acids. Gene Ontology annotation, cellular component: membrane; endoplasmic reticulum; endomembrane system. NCBI's taxonomy places the organism in Eukaryota, Metazoa, Chordata, Mammalia, Eulipotyphla, Erinaceidae. The record is from RefSeq and is a predicted model, not a curated record. The transcript is spliced from 6 exons.
UGACGCUUCCUCGCUGCCCCGCGGGUGCGGGAACGUCGCUCUCUUUCCCGGCGGCCGAGGAGAGGCGAUGGCGGCGCUGACGUCUCUCGGCGCGCUGGCGCUCCUCCUGCUGUCGGGUCUCUCCCGCUGCUCAGCAGAGGCCUGUGUGGAGCCCCAGAUCACACCCUCCUACUACACCACCUCGGAUGCUGUCAUUUCCACUGAGACCGUCUUCAUUGUGGAGAUCUCCCUGACCUGCAAGAACAGGGUUCAGAACAUGGCUCUUUAUGCUGACGUCAGCGGAAAGCAGUUCCCUGUCACCCGGGGCCAGGAUGUUGGGCGCUAUCAGGUGUCCUGGAGCCUGGACCACAAGAGUGCACACGCCGGCACCUACGAGGUCAGGUUUUUCGACGAGGAGUCUUACAGCCUCCUGAGGAAGGCUCAAAGGAACAACGAAGACAUCUCUGUCAUCCCACCCCUGUUCACAGUCAGCGUGGACCAUCGGGGCACCUGGAAUGGACCCUGGGUCUCUACCGAGGUGUUGGCUGCAGUCAUUGGCCUGGUGAUCUACUACCUGGCCUUCAGUGCCAAGAGCCAUAUCCAGGCCUGAGUGCCGUCCCAUCCACUGCCGCCAAUAAACCGGCAUUGCUCUCAGUG